AUAACUUAGUUUUAUAUUCCAUGACAGUUUGUGAACACAGUUGGUAAUCGUGUGACAACACGUAACUCCUAGAAGAAAGCGACCGUGUUUUUUACCCAUUAUUAUUAUUAUGCGUCUGUCUCCUUUCAACGCUAUAAAACGGAGUUGUAUCGGAAUAACGCGCGUUUCCAGAUGAAAAUUUUGACGGUGUAAUAUUAAAUGUUUUAAAUUGCGAUUGUGUUUUAUUCUAUUAAAAAUGUGUUGUAAACAAUUUUUGUUCAGUGUUUAACUAUAGCUUGGAUUAUUUUCUAUUGACGGUCCUCAUGGUAUUAAGUUAAACAACAUCAUUCUAAACGGGUGGCGGGCGACAUAUGAUGUAAACACCGUUGAUCUAAUGAGUACUGAAAUAUUGUAAGUACGGUGUGCAGCAAUAUAUAUUGAAACAUUUAUUAUCAGGAUAUAAUUCCAUUGAGGCAAAUGUGACUAAAAUACCGUCAUUACGGAUGAACGGCCUCCGAAUAAGCCUCUCCGGUGUUUUGUCAUGGCAUCUAUAUUCGUGCGAGUGGACGUGAAAAGGCGGAAAUUGUUUGUUAAAAUAAUAUUUUCGUCUAUGAAAUCGUCUGCACACGAGCCUUCCUUGUUAGCAAUUACCUUACGCAAAGUUCGGAUGUACAAGGAACCAACCAUGGAUGACAACCCACCAUUGAAAAAUGGUGAUCCCAUUGAAUUUUCAUCUGAUGAUAUUCUUGGCGUUAUGAAAAAUAUAUCUUUAGUCAAAAACGGAUUAAUGCCAUAUGAAAGUGAAUCUGAACAAAUUGAAAUAGGCAAUGGUGAUACAGAUGCCAUGUUCACUAUUGGAGAUAAUGAUUUAAGCUCUUUUGAAAGAGAUCUUUUAGAUAAUGUUAUUGGAAUGGCUGAAGAAGAAGUAGUUACACAAUAUGAUGAUACUCCAACUGUGAAAGAAAAUUUCAACAAAUAUAUGAACAAAGGAAAAGUAUUAAGAGAACGACUUCAAAAAAUAGUUUCUAAAUUGCAAAACAUACAGUUAAAAACUAUGGGUAAGUGUUCUACUCAAGAGAUUUAUAAUUUAUUACAAUCUCAAAAGAGUAGUGCCAUUAAGAAUAUCAAAACAACUUUACUUAAAGUUCAGAAACGGCAGUCAAAUCCAUUUUUAAAGAGUUUAUUGUGUGAUGAAAUUAAAGAUGGUGAAAAAGUCUUUGGAUUAUUAGAGUCACAAAUUAAAACUUUAAAUGAAGAUUAUGAUUCUGAAGCAACAGCUAGUGAUUCUGAAACUGAUACAUUAGGUGAAACUAGUGAAGAAGAAAUUCAAGCUACAAGUUACCCUAUUGAAAAUCGAAAUGCAUGGAAAUGGUUCCACGAAAGAGCGGGAAUAGCAUAUCGACUAACUUGGUUAGUAAAUGUUAUGUCUGAUAUGGAAUUUAAAAUUAAUUUUUAUAAUGAAGCAUUAAAUCGUUAUACUACACGUUCAUUUACUCAAGAUCAAGAAGAGGAUACUGCAAGAAGAGUUCAUCCUUAUGAACCCAAAAUACAGCAUAGAAUGCUAACCCAACCACCUUUAAUUAACUUGGCAGCUGCUUGGAAAAAAGGUGACAAAGCCAAAUUUAAUCUUAUAAACCCCUGUGACUGUUAUGGUAUUGACUCCUGUCCAACUUGUAUAAGCCUUACUCACCAUACAAAUAAUUCAGCACAUCGUUUCAGUGCAACUUUUCAUCCUGUUCUCUCUGAUUCAAAGAAUACCUCAUUAAAUGUUGCUUUAUCUAAUGAACUAGGCAAAUUAUCAUUUCACCAAAAACAAAAGAAUAAAUCAAAAUCGAAUACGGAUUUUAGUAAAUUUUUUAUGGAUAGAUCAUCUGAACCAAGUCCUACCACAAGACCCGUUCAACCAGUAAAGUUACAAAAUGCUUGGCCAAAUCGAAAUGAUCCAAUUACUAAAUUUAAUCGAAAUCAAAGGCAAGCCAGAAAAAGAAGACGAAUGAGGUAUGGUAAACAUAAAAGGAGCAGGUUAGAUGAUGAUUAUAAAUAUAGCAGUCGAAGAAGUAGUGAAAGUAUUUGUGAUGAUGAAGAUCUUGAUGAUGUUUAUGAAGAUGAUAACUAUGACUCGGAUCCAGAUUAUAGUCCUUGGUUUCCAAGAACUGGAGACAAGACUUAUAAUGCUAAGCGUGAAUAUGAUAUUGACAACAUUGUUAUACCUUAUAGUAUCGCAGCUGCUUCUAGAGUAGAAAUGGUUAAAUAUAAAGAAAUAGUUACACCCAAAUGGCGUGUAGUUGAAGAAUUGGACAUAGAUCCUACUGAAUUUGCUGCUAGUGUUCCUGACCCAGAACCUGAAGUAGUUGAUGAUUUAGAUGAUGGAAAACGUAAUGCCCACCAUGAAGCAUGUGAGAUGGAGGAACGAAAGAGAUUUAGAACAAUGAAAAAACAAUCUGAACGAACUCACAAAAAUAGUGGUCAUUGUAGCAGUGGUGAAAAUACUUCUGAAGCUAUGUCUCCUUUGUUUGAAAAUCGAUCUCCUAUGCCUACAGUUGAAGAAGAACCAGAUGCAGGCCCUAGCAAUCAAGAUUGGAAUCCAUAAAUUAAUAUUAUUUAUAAAUUAAAAAUAAAUAUCGUGUAUUGAAAUUUGUAAAAACCAAAGUUUGUAAGCUUAGGUUAGUUACACAUAAAUUAGUUGUCAUACUUAAGUAUAUUAUUUUUAUAUAACUGAAACUAAUGUAAAAUAUGUUUUCUUUAUAUUGUUGUAUUAUACAAGUUGUAUGAUAAAAUAUAGCCUGGUAACAUUUACUUUUA
Messenger RNA from Daktulosphaira vitifoliae (grape phylloxera), 2781 nucleotides. RefSeq lists its product as uncharacterized. Gene Ontology annotation, cellular component: NSL complex. Lineage: Eukaryota; Metazoa; Arthropoda; Insecta; Hemiptera; Phylloxeridae. The transcript has a single exon. Gene Ontology annotation, molecular function: histone acetyltransferase binding. Bases 521 to 2569 code for a protein of 682 amino acids. The record is from RefSeq and is a predicted model, not a curated record.